AUGGAGCUAUUUAAUCCGGUAGACUAUUCCAAAGAUUGGGACGGUGGAUGUUUCGUGAUCGGAAUCGACAUGGGAACUACGUACUCUGGAGUUUCGUACAGCUUUCAUAAGAAUGGACUUCCGAGUGAUCAGAUUGUUCCUACAACCUUUCGCCUAUGGCCUGGCCCGGCAAGCUGGGAUAAUAAGGAUAUAAAAAUUCCGUCAAAGAUUUCAUACGAUGCCAACGGAAGUAUUUCUUGGGGUCUGGAGACUGAAGGCAAACAACGUAUCAUUUCAUGGUUCAAGAUGCUCCUAGUGGAUGAUGACGACCUACGUCCCGAAUUCCAGGACUCGGAGUACAUCCAAGAGGCAAAAUUUACCAUGGAUGCCUUAGGCAAGAACCCUACUCAAGUUGUUGCGGACUUCCUCGGGAAGAUCUUUGAAUAUGUAGUUGUAUACAUGGGCCAGGAAAAGGGAGACGACUUCGUGGAGAAAAAGCCUUUCCACGUCAUUAUCACGGUACCGGCAAUCUGGAGAGGUGGCCCACUGCAACGAAUGAGAGAGGCAUUGAAAUUAUCCGGAAUAUUACGUUCUCGCCGCAACCAGGUUCCCCAAACCACAUAUAGGUUUGUUACAGAGCCAGAGGCGGCUGCUUUAGCAACGGUCCCCGAGUUAAACAAGUGGGAUACACUCCUUCCUGGAACCUCGUUUGUCAUUGCAGAUCUUGGAGGAGGAACCGCCGACUGCAUAAGCUAUGUGGUAAACAGCACCGAACCUUUUGAGCUCCGAGAGAUAGUUGAAGGUGAUGGCGCCCUUUGCGGCGGAGUAUUUCUUCAUCAAUCGUUCAACAUGGCCAUGAAGAAAAAGGCUCUUGAGCAAGAGGGCCAAAACUGGGAUGAAUUUCACCAACUAGAAAAGGAAAAGAUCAUCGGAAUCUGGGAAUGCUUUACCAGGGGAACAUAUAAGACUGAACUAGAUGGGACGCUCUCCAUUAAGCUUGGCUCAAGAAUAGGCUCACAUCAAGGCCCAGACGUUAUAUUCAACUUCUCACGUGACGAGAUUUGUAGCAUCUUCCAGGUCGUGAUGCCUACCAUUGAGGCCCUGAUUGAACGUCAAGUCAAUGCUAUUAAAGAGAAGACUUUACGAUUUCCAAAGGCUAUCGUACUAGUCGGUGGGCUUGGACAAUGCUCAUACAUCUUUGAAGCACUGAAGCGCCGCUACUAUGACAAAGUUCCCGUUAUCCAGGAAAAGGGAGAGAAACCACGGGCUGCUGUGUCUAAAGGUGCCGUACUCUGUGGAACGAAAGGGCGGGUUUUGAUACGCUCCCGUAUUGCCAGAUAUAGUUAUGGAUACUUCUUGAGCAAGCCAUUCCAGGAGGGUAUCCAUAAUGCCGAAGAUCGGUUCCAUGAUACAGCAAGGAACUGUGAUAUGGCAAGAGGACAGAUGGAGUGGCUUGUGAAACGUGGAGACAAUAUAGACACACAAGCAAAAAAAGUACGACAGUACGAUCUACGCUUCAGCCAUCGUGCCCGGGGAGUUCAAACCUCUACGGAGAUGAUCUAUGAGUCAAGAAGUGCUCAGCCCUCGGAUAGAAAGGCCGAGCUAUGGGUCGAAGAUGGUUUCCAGAUGGCCACGCAAAUCACCAUCAGGACACCGUGCCCGGUUGAGCAGCUGCCCAAGGUAAAGGAGGGAGGGGUAUAG
Molecule: messenger RNA, 1680 nt
Organism: Daldinia vernicosa
Lineage: Eukaryota; Fungi; Ascomycota; Sordariomycetes; Xylariales; Hypoxylaceae
Exons: 6
Coding region: 1-1680 (559 amino acids)
Source: RefSeq, a predicted model, not a curated record